This is a messenger RNA of Erigeron canadensis, 2462 nucleotides long. Its product is annotated as acyltransferase-like protein At1g54570, chloroplastic. Gene Ontology annotation, cellular component: membrane. Bases 184 to 2316 code for a protein of 710 amino acids. NCBI's taxonomy places the organism in Eukaryota, Viridiplantae, Streptophyta, Magnoliopsida, Asterales, Asteraceae. The transcript is spliced from 13 exons. The record is from RefSeq and is a predicted model, not a curated record.
AGUUCAAAGUCUUCACGUUUCUUUUAGUUUUAUGUUUCUCCAAAUUUUGCAUUGCUCACAUGCUACCACCAUUACUAUAUUGUAAAUAGAUACAUACAUGGUAUAUAUAUAUAUAUGUACAACUUAUAUAUAUAUAUGAGUAAUAUAUAGUACCAACCAUUAGAUAAAUUUUGAAAUAAUAACAUGUUUGUGAAAGCUGCAACAGCUUCGGUAGUUAUGAAUGUGUUACCAUGUUUUGGGCUAAGAACAUGUUGUCACAAAAGACGGUUUUCGCGGGUCGUUAAGUGUGUCGGGACAGCGCCCGAUUCGAUCAAGGUUAAUGGGGUUACAUAUGAUAACAAACUUGGGUCAUUGAAUGAUGUUGGAAAGAAUAAUAAAGAGUUAAUUGGUAGUAAUGUUAUUGAAGAUGAGAAAAGUAGUAGUGUGUUGAAAAAUGAAGAAAAGUUGGAGCCUUUAUGGGAUGAUGGAUAUGGGACUCAAAGUGUGAAAGAUUAUUUGGAUUUAGCUAAAGAGAUUAUUAAACCUGACGGUGGACCGCCUAGGUGGUUUUGCCCUGUCGUUUCGGAUGGGAAUGAUACCCCGUUGCCUGAUUCGCCUGUUCUUUUGUUUUUGCCUGGCAUGGAUGGUCUUGGCUUGGGCCUCAUUUUGCACCAAAAGGCUCUAAGAAAGGUUUUUGAAGUUAGAUGCUUGCACAUCCCCGUUUAUGAUCGAACACCAUUUGAAGAUAUAGUGACAUUUGUGGGGGAAACCUUGAGGUAUGAGCAUGCUUUAUUUCCGAGUAGGCCAAUAUAUCUUGUUGGAGAUUCUUUUGGAGGUUGUUUAGCUCUUGCAGUUGCUGCACAUAACCCAACAAUCGAUCUAGUAGUUAUACUGUCAAAUCCAGCAACUUCAUUUGACCGGACUCAGCUGCAGCCUGUACUUCCCGUCUUGGAGCUCAUCCCUGAAUCACUUACCGUGACAAUCCCUUAUCUUCUUAGCACUGUAAUGGGUGAUCCUAUAAAGAUGGCAACGGUCAAUGCUGAAAGCUCGCGCUUUCCAGAUCUUGAGAAGCUAUCUAACAAUCUCACUUCUUUGCUUCCUCGCCUUCAGGGACUGUCUGAUAUUAUUCCAAAACCAACACUUAGUUGGAAGCUAAAGUUACUUAAAUCUGCUGCUGCAUAUGCUAAUUCACGUCUCCAUGCUGUUAAAGCUGAAGUGCUAGUGCUUGCAAGUGGCAAGGAUAACAUGCUUCCAAGUAGAGAUGAGGCUGAAAGGCUUUCAAAAGAGUUACGGAACUGCAAAAUAUGCUACUACAAAGACAAUGGCCACACCCUUUUGCUGGAAGAUGGUAUUAAUUUGUUGACUGUAAUUAAAGGAAAAUUGAAGUAUAGACGGUCAUGGAAACAUGAUUUUGUAAAGGACUACCUGCCUCCUAGCAUGUCGGAGUACAGAAGUGCCCUUGAAGGACACGGGUGGUUCCAGUUUGCUACCAGUCCAGUGAUGUUUUCAACUUUAGAAGAUGGAAGAAUAGUGAGAGGCCUUUCUGGGGUUCCAGAUGAUGGUCCUGUACUAUUAGUUGGUUAUCACAAUCUUUUGGGACUAGAACUUGCUCCACUUAUAUUAGGAUUUUUAAGAGAGAAAAAUGUCAUAGUUCGUGGCAUAGCACACCCCGAACUAUUUACAAAUAGUUCUACAAACAACGAAUUCUCAUAUUUCGAUAUGAUGAAAGUAUUUGGUGCCUUGCCUGUCACCCCGAGCAACCUCUUCAAGUUGUUUUCAUCAAAAUCUUUCUCACUGCUUUAUCCUGGCGGUGCACGUGAGGCUCUUCAUCGUAAGGGUGAAGAAUACAAGCUGUUUUGGCCUGAUCAACCUGAAUUUGUUAGAAUGGCAGCUAAGUUUGGUGCUACUAUCGUACCAUUUGGAGCUGUUGGAGAAGAUGAUUUGGCCGAGUUGGUUCUUGACUAUGACGACGUAAUGAAAAUCCCUGUGCUAAACGACUACAUAAGGAAGCAAAAUGAAGAGGGUAUUAGAUUAAGGACUGAAAUGGAAGGAGAAGUUGCCAACCAGGAUUUUUACUUACCGGGCCUUCUGCCAAAGUUACCAGGCCGAUUCUAUUAUAAAUUUGGGAAGCCAAUAAGAACAGAAGGACGGGAAAAACUGUUGAAAGAUAGAGAAAACGCGAGAGAGGUAUACUUGGAAAUUAAGUCUGAGGUUGAAAAUAGUUUGGCUUAUUUAAUAAAGAAGCGAGAGGAGGAUCCUUAUCGAGGAGUUGUUAAUAGGAUCUUGAACCAGCCUUUUUCGACCCCAGUGAACCAAGUUCCAUCAUUUGAACCUUGAGUAUGUACAUUUCGAUCAAAUAGUUACGGAACAGCAAUGAUCACAUAUUGCUGAUUAUUUAGUGAUUUAAGCUCAUGUAAAUCUUAUAUAUACACAAGUUGAUGAAAAUAUGACUAAUGAGAUUAUGAGAAUGUAUUCUUGAAAAA